This is a messenger RNA of Fonticula alba, 1059 nucleotides long. RefSeq lists its product as hypothetical. Bases 159 to 956 code for a protein of 265 amino acids. The transcript has 2 exons. The record is from RefSeq and is a predicted model, not a curated record. NCBI's taxonomy places the organism in Eukaryota, Rotosphaerida, Fonticulaceae.
CUCCACGCUCCUACACAUAUAAACACAUACACUCGCACACUCGCACCCGCACCCGCACCCGCACCUGCACUCGCACUCGCACCCGCAUCCGCACUCGUAGCACAUCUUGCCGGCUCUGCCCCACCCUCCCUUUAGACGCGCGCAUCCCCACGACCGCAAUGAUGACCGAAGAUCUGGCUGCCCGGCUGGCGAAGAUCCGCGCAGGGCUGACGGACUUCAUGGUGGCGCCCAGCCCGCCUACGCCCCCGCCCGCGCCUCCUCUGCCGCCUUCACUGGCGGAGGAUCUGUCAGCCCGCUUGCAGGCACUUUUGACAGCCGUCUCCAAGCCGGAAGUCCUACGUGGGCUGGCCUUCCUGGCUCUCCUGUUUGUCAUCGCCCUGGCCCUCACGGUCGCGCGAUUCCGCCGAGGACCACCGGGUACCCCCGUCGGUCAAACUCCGACCACCAGCAACAGGCACCCUCCAGUGGCCCCGGGGCCGGCUACCGAGACCCGGGGCCCUGCCGAUUAUCCCCCCUCCACCAGGUCGCCCGGCUCCCUGCAGCUGAAUCUCACGCCCGAGGCGAUGGCCGCCCUCGCAGCGGCACCGACUCGCGCUCCAGCGCAAAACCUGAAUGUCACGCUGAUGGGGCCAGCAGUGGAGGGUCUUCGGUCGCGGCGGCCCCAUGCCACGUCGCCCGAUGCCACCACCGCCACCGCCGCCGCUCCGGCUGCCGCUGCCGGAGAUCCUCCCUCCAGCAAGGGGUGGAAGCCUCUGCGCCAGGUGCUCGGAAAGGGCAGUCGGACCGACCGUGUCUCUGCCAGGGAGGAGCCCAGCGGCGAAGCAUCUGUCAACGGUGGGACAUCCGAUGCAUCGGUGCCGGGCCAUGCCUCUCCCCGAUUUGUCCAGGGCUUGGGUAUUGUGGUGUCCGGACCGAGCCCCUCGCGCCUGAAGGCACACCAGGCCAGCAAGAAGUAGUACCGGCCGCUGCCUGUGCCGCCUCCUGGAGAAGGUGAAAAGCUGCCAGAGAGGGUGGGAGAGAAAAUAGAAAGCCAACCUCCACGCCGGGUGCUACCACGCC